Messenger RNA from Microcebus murinus (gray mouse lemur), 3316 nucleotides. RefSeq names its product sphingosine-1-phosphate receptor 3 (gene S1PR3). The record is from RefSeq and is a predicted model, not a curated record. Gene Ontology annotation, cellular component: membrane. Lineage: Eukaryota; Metazoa; Chordata; Mammalia; Primates; Cheirogaleidae. Gene Ontology annotation, biological process: G protein-coupled receptor signaling pathway. Gene Ontology annotation, molecular function: sphingosine-1-phosphate receptor activity.
UUUGCGCUGCGACUCGUCUGGCAGAGCCGGGGAAGCCGCUCCCGGGGGCGGGGGGCGCGAGCCGGCGUGGAGCGCGGAGGCAGGACGAGCCCAAGCGGGCCCCGAGGACGGCCUCCGAACCUCGAGACUGCGGCCCCCGCCCGGCCGGCACCGCGAGGAGGAAGCGGCGCCCGGCACGGCCGCGCCCAGCGCCGGGAUGCCCGUGGCUCCGGCGUCCUUACCAGAUGGAGGCGGCUGUUCGCAACGCGCCUGCCGGGCCGCGCCCGCGCUCAGCCCGACGGAGCCUCGGUCCCGGUUUCCCUGAAAUGAACGCUCCUCGGGCGCCCUCUCGUGGACUCCAGAGCUAGCGCCGCUGCCUGCCGCGCGAUGGCAACCGCCCUCCCGCCGCGCGGCCCGCCGGCCCGUGGGAACGAGACCCUGCAAGAGCAUUACAACUACGUGGGCAAGCUGGCAGGCAGGCUGAAGGAGGCCCCUGAGGGCAGCACGCUCACCACCGUCCUCUUCUUGGUCAUCUGCAGCUUCAUCGUCCUGGAGAACCUGAUGGUUUUGAUUGCCAUCUGGAAAAACAAUAAAUUUCACAACCGCAUGUACUUUUUCAUUGGCAACCUGGCUCUCUGCGACCUGCUGGCUGGCAUCGCUUACACGGUCAACAUUCUGAUGUCUGGCAAGAAGACGUUCAGCCUGUCUCCGACGGUCUGGUUCCUACGGGAGGGCAGCAUGUUCGUGGCCCUCGGGGCGUCCACCUGCAGCUUGCUGGCCAUUGCUAUCGAGAGGCACUUGACGAUGAUCAAGAUGAGGCCUUAUGACGCCAACAAGAAGCACCGCGUCUUCCUUCUGAUAGGGAUGUGCUGGCUCAUCGCCUUUUCACUGGGCGCCUUGCCCAUCCUGGGCUGGAACUGCUUGCACAACCUCCCCGACUGCUCCACCAUCCUGCCGCUCUACUCCAAGAAGUACAUCGCCUUCUGCGUCAGCAUCUUCACGGCCAUUCUGCUGACCAUUGUCAUCCUCUACGCGCGCAUCUAUUUCCUGGUGAAGUCCAGCAGCCGCAAGGUGGCCAACCACAACAACUCGGAGCGGUCCAUGGCCCUGCUGCGCACCGUGGUGAUUGUUGUGAGCGUGUUCAUCGCCUGCUGGUCCCCGCUCUUCAUCCUCUUCCUCAUCGACGUGGCCUGCAGGGUGAAGGCAUGCCCUGUGCUGUUCAAGGCGCAGUGGUUCAUCGUGCUGGCUGUGCUCAACUCCGCCAUGAACCCUGUCAUCUACACGCUGGCCAGCAAGGAGAUGCGCCGCGCCUUCUUCCGCCUGGUCUGCAGCUGCCUGGUCAGGGGCCCCGGGGCCCGCACCUCACCCACCCAGCCGGCCCUUGACCCGAGCAGAAGCAAAUCGAGCAGCAGCAACAGCAGCAGCCACUCCCCAAAGGUCAGGGAAGACCUGCCCCAUGCAGCCACCUCGUCCUGCAUCAUUGACAGAAGCCAGACGCUGCAGAAUGGGAUCCUCUGCAAGUGACAUGUCCGCGUGCCCGCCCUGCAGCUGUGUCCUUGCAGAUCGCACGCGUCGCUUCCAUGUGGGCCCUUUAAGAGUGUGACUGGGCAGAGCCACUUCACUGUGCCCAGGCCUGCCCAGUGUGGAGUCCCCUGAGGAGCGGAGCCCAGGACUCCCCAGCCCGUUGCAGUGUGGGCUCCAUGCCUUGUCCGUCUUGUGCUGUAGAGUCUUCUGAAUGCACUACGCUGCCAACGUCAUCCGCCGCCUGCCACUGAAGCCAGGACACCGCUCUCUGUUCCCAGGGAGGGAGGUCGUGGCCGCGCAUGCUGUUUCUCAGGGUGCCUCUGGGUGAUGUCUGGAUGACUCUGCACUACGUUUACUGUGCAGAAAACGUGCUUGAGUAGCCUGCGCUUCUGUGCUCCACAGUUUGCAUCCAGGUGUGUGCUGUGUGCACCUACAUGAAGUCUCAAUACACCACACGGUUAUGUGACAGGUGAUACAAGGCUGUUGUGAAGGAACCCCCUGGUACAAGGACAUGGCUGUGACUUAGGUGGAUAUGCUGUUCCCAGUCUUCUCAGAGCGACAUGAAGUCCUGUGUUAAGCAUAUUUAUAAAGGCCCAAAUUCUCAAAAAGGACACCUCCGAGGCUGGGCCAGAUGUGUGGAUCUGACCCAGAUGAGCCCUGAGUCCCUCAGUCAUGUGUCCCUGCAUCAUUUUAAGCACAUCCCGAAGCCAAAUCACAUGAUGGUUUGGGGGUUUCUACGAAUUACUGAAAAGCCAGCCAAGAUCUCCCCAAGGCCUGUACCCCAAACCAGCCAAAGAAAGAAGCCGUGAAGGACAAACAGGUGCAGGCAGCCAUUCUGGCUCACCUCCCCACGUCACGGGCUGGUGCCCUGUUUCCCGUGACAGAGGGUGUCCUUGCAGUCAGGAGAGGUGCACAGACAGCACUUGGAUUCCACACCAGAAAAGCACCAAGUCAGAAAUCCCACAUAGUGUCACAGCUGAGUGGCACUUCCAUGGCUUGAUGAGAGCUGGCAGCCACCGACUGUGAGACUGUCCAGUUGUCAGGCUGGGAGGUGUGAUCUGGCAGUGAAUGCAGCCACUGACUGUGAGACUGUCCAGUUGUCAGGCUGGGAGGUGUGAUCUGGCAGUGAAUGCAGCCACCGUGACUGUGAGAGUCCAGUGUCAGGCUGGGAGGUGUGAUCUGGCAGUGAAUGCAGCCACCGUGACUGUGAGAGUCCAGUGUCAGGCUGGGAGGUGUAAUCUGGCAGUGAAUGCAGCCACCGUGACUGUGAGAGUGUCCAGUGUCAGGCUGGGAGGUGUGAUCUGGCAGUGAAUGCAGCCACCAUGACUGUGAGAGUCCAGUGUCAGGCUGGGAGGUGUGAUCUGGCAGUGAAUGCAGCCACAGUGACUGAGAGUGUGCAGUGUCAGGCUGGGAGGUGUGAUCUGGCAGUGGAUGCAGCCACAGUGACUGAGAGAGUCCAGUGUCAGGCUGGGAGGUGUGAUCUGGCAGUGGAUGCAGCCACAGUGACUGUGAGAGUGUGCAGUGCCAGGCUGGGAGGUGUGAUCUGGCAGUAGAUGAAGCCACAGUGACUGUGAGAGUCCAGUGUCAGGCUGGGAGGUGUGAUCUGGCAAUUUAUACUUCUUCAAAGAGAUAUAUUGAAUCAUAACCACAUGACACUGUAAUUUUACUUUUCAACGUAAAUUGAACCUAUAUCACCCUGUUUACCUUAUAAAGGAUUACUUCGAAGACAUUUUUGUAUAUGUUCUUCCCCAAGGAUUCUGCAUGCAAUACAAAUAUAUGAAAAAUAAACAUGUUUAGAGCUAUGAUAAGUACA